AUGAGUAGAGAGAAGGAAGAGGACUCUUUCAGUAUACUCAGGAUUUAUGAUGAACCAGAGGAGAGAAGGAAUAUGCCAGAAAGCUCUGGUAUUUCUUCUCAGCAUGAACAAGUGCAGUACCAACCGGACAGUCCUUGUGAAAUGCUCCAGAUCCCUCCAUGUCCCCCCAUGCAGCAUGGCCCUGUUUAUCAGGAGAUGAGCGGUAUGACCCAGCAGCAGUGGGACCUGCAGACCCUAGACACAUCUGAGCUCCGGGCCAUGUGGUUCUCGGGGGCAGAACCAGGAGAGGCAGCAGAGGCUGGCCCCAGCUUCCUACCAGGAUCUGCGCUUGGCCAGCCCUCUUCUUCACUUUCCCCCAGUAGAGAAGUCUGGUCACUCCUCAGAGGGGUCCCUCCCAUUCCAGGUGAAGUGGUGGUCAGGCAGAGGCCCCCACGGGAUUCCUGGAAGGUUGGCAUGCUCCGCCACGGGAAGAGAGUCUACGCGGUGGCCGUCGGUGGUGCAGCCCGCCACGUGUACACAUGUGGCUCCGGCUACAUCAGGGUGUGGGACGAGAGUGCUCUGCACGCCUGGGACAAGGCCCCUGAGGCCCAGCUGGACCUGCAGAACCCUCAGAACUGUGUCCUUACCUGCAAGCUGUUCCCCGAUGAGCAGAGCCUGAUCACGGGAGGCGUGUCCCAGACCCUGACUCUCUGGGACCUGGCGCCCACACCCCGCGUCAGGGCACAGUUGGCCUCCACAGGCCCCAUGUGCUAUUCUCUGGCCAUCUCCUCUGAUGCUCAUAUCUGCCUGGCUUGUUUCAGAGGAUUUGUGGAGAUCUGGGAUUUACAGAACCAAAUCUUGAUCAGGAAACACGAAGUCCCUAUAUACGGGUCCCGCUGUGUUGACAUCGCAGGCAAUAAAUUCUGGACGGGAGGUGAAGACACCAGCUUGUAUUCCUGGGACCUGCGGAGCUACCAGAGGCUUCAGCAAUUCAAUUUACAGAAUGAGAUCCUCAGCAUUACCCACGAUCCUAGCGAGGAAUGGAUGCUAGUGGGCUUGAGAACGAGUGAUAUCAUAAUCCUACACACUCAUCGGAAGGAGAAGUUCAAGGCUGUCCUACAAAAAUACACCCACCACCACAGCCUCAAGUUCUCCUCCUGUGGCAGCUAUUUUGUGACCACACUGGACGAGUCGAUCCAUUGUUUAGCGGCACCUUCUCUACAAAGGCUGUUUCAGGUAAAGGAGUCCUCAGAUAUCUUGUGUUGUGACAUGUCCUCUGACAACCGGUAUCUGGUCACGGGCUCCAAGAACAGUGCCACGGUUUACCAGCUCAUGUACUGA
Marmota flaviventris (yellow-bellied marmot) is the source of this 1320-nucleotide messenger RNA. It is a transcript of the gene Tle7, whose product is annotated as TLE family member 7. NCBI's taxonomy places the organism in Eukaryota, Metazoa, Chordata, Mammalia, Rodentia, Sciuridae. Gene Ontology annotation, molecular function: protein binding; transcription corepressor activity. The record is from RefSeq and is a predicted model, not a curated record. Gene Ontology annotation, biological process: negative regulation of canonical Wnt signaling pathway; regulation of DNA-templated transcription. Gene Ontology annotation, cellular component: transcription regulator complex; nucleus.